AUGCUGUUAUGUGAACAAUCUCCAACCUUGCCAGUAUUUCGCUCAGUCGAACGUCACUAUAAAAGUGAACCAACGACAAUCAAAGAAGUUCGAUCAGAUGAUCCAAUCAAAGUGAUAACAUCAGUUCAACUUUCGAAACAUCUUGAGACACCAUCGCCAAUAAAAUUUGCUUUAAUUGAUUGUGGUUCGCCAUUUCGUUAUAACGAAAAGCAUAUAUGUAAAUCAAUUUUAUUACAUGUUGCCGAUCGACUCUCUCGUAAACGUUUAGCCAAACGUGGUCUAAAAAACUAUCUUGAUAUAACACAAAUGAAAUUGAUUGAUGAUAGUGAAGUUAUUGUACUCUAUGAGGAUGGAACAGUGGAUGAUAGUAGGACGAAUUCAUGUACCACUUCAUUAGUAACCACAACUCUCGCAGAUAAGAUCGAUCAACAUCGUCUGUCCUGCUGCUAUUCAUCAUUUGUUGUUCUUGAGAACGAUAUUUUAUUGUACCCUCAAUUAACUCCAGCAUCCAAAUGUGCCUACGACGAAAUAAAACGACAUGAUUCGUCGAAGCUUGUUUUUAUUUUAAGUGAAUCGUUUAAUGACUUUUAUGUACAAUAUUCUCAUUUAUGCAGCAGUAACACAUACAAUCUGACGUCACCAUCAAUACUCGAAUCGUGCCUAACAAAGUCAGAUAUUGAAAAUUUUCAGUUAUCGGAAAUAAUACCUGGACUCUACCUUGGAAACGAAAAUGAUGCGAAAAAUUACGGUAUAUUAGAAAAGAAUAACAUUAAAUCGAUUAUUAAUGUCACAACAUGUGUCCCGUGUCAUUUUGAAUCUGCUAUAAACUAUUUACGUUUGGCAUGUCUUGACAUAUGUUCGACAAAUUUAUUCGAUUAUUUUAAUGAUCAAACAUUUCAAUUUAUUCAAAAUUCAUUGAAUAGCAACAAGAACGUGCUUAUACAUUGUCAAGCAGGUAUAUCAAGAUCACCAACAAUUACUAUUGCAUAUUUAAUGACAUAUCAUGCAUGCGAAUUUAAAACAAUGAACGAAGCAUAUAUAAAUACAGAUUUAGAGCGAACAGUAUUAUCCUUCACAUCUGCCCCCACAAGAAAAAAAGUGCAGUGCACCUGCACCUUAUCUAGUGGUUAUAACGAGAGACAUGUGGUGGGCUUUCUCACUCGUGUUGAACGUCUUGGGUGUGGAGUAUUGUUUGGACCAGGUGGUUCAGUUACCGUAUCAACACUAGAAUCAAUACUACCAGAUGAACUCUACGAGUUUAUUGUUCUAUAUCUGAAAUCGAUUGACAUUAUCUACUCCUUCUUCAAUUUAAAUUCUCGUUUUGACCGCCUUGUUUCACCAUUUUUAUGUGCAAUUGAUUUAUCCGCUAUUGAUCAACAUAUUCUGGAUGGAUAUUGUCAGCAAAUUUUACCAAAAAUUCGACAUCAUGUAAAAAUAAUUAAAUUUGAUGAUAAAAAUAUUUACCGUAUUCUUCCCUUACCAACAGCAUAUCCAAACCUUUGUUCACUCUCAAUAACAGAAGUCGUUGAAAUAAAUGGCAAAUAUUUAUCUUAUCUAAGUUCAUUUAAAGAAUUAUGUAAUUUGAAAAUGUAUUUUGAUAAUCAACUAUGUGAGCAAAAGUUGUCAAAUGAGAUAUUCUCAAAUUUAUUUCAAUCAAAUUAUCAGCUACAAUCAUUAAUAUUCCUUCAUGUUUACUUCACUGUUAAUACCGAUAGUAUCCAACCAUGUUCUAUUAGAAGAUUAAAAAUAAUAUUACGUUCUCAAUAUGAUUUAAAUGUUUUAUUAAUGAAUUUAUCAUUGAUUGAAUACUUGGAUGUUGAAUUACUCAGAGUUAUACGUCAUGGAAAUCACCAAGAAAAUUAUGCUAAUAUUCUAUCAUUACCAAAAUUAAAAGAAUUUAUCUUCGUUUCUAUUUUUUCCAUAGAUUAUAAUUCUUUGGAAUCCUUAUUAUCUCGAUGUUCUAAUCUAGAGUGUUUAUCAUUGCAUUUAGAUAGUCGCCAGUUUAUCGAUGGCUAUAGUUUAGAAGCAAAAUUGUUAUCAAAAUUAACAAAAUCUCAUUUUUGCUUUCGUAUUCCAAAUGUGACGAUGAUGAACAUUGAUGAGUACAUUGAAACAUACAAAUCGUCUUAUUGGCUUAAUCAUCCUGUUUUGUGUUUUAAAAUAGCGUACCGUCGUAGCCAUUAUUGUAUCUUUUCAUUACCUUAUCCAUUCAGUUAUAUGAUUUUCACAUCAAAUGAUAUUGUAAAUUAUAGAUCAAACAUCAGUGAUAUUUCGAUAUAUAAUGGACGAAACAAGUUGAAAGAAAUAGAUUUAUAUGAUACAGUACCAUUUACAUUAGAGUUAUUUAAAUUUAUUGAAGAAACAUUUGUAAAAGCAAGGGUACUUCAAUUCUUUAGUCCUCCAGUGAAUAUUUUAAAUGAUGAUUUAAUGAAUAAUAAUGAAUUUAUACUAGAAAAUAUCGACUGCCUAAUAUUUCGCAUAGAGAAAAUAGUGGAUUAUAAAUAUUUGAAACGAGUAUUAGUAAUGAUGCCAAAUAUUGUUGAGUUACAUGUACACAGUGACUUAUUAUUAGAAUUGAAAACACAAGAUUUUGGUGAACAAGUACAACUGUUAUUUAAUCGUAUCAAAUAUAUUUACGUUUCUGGCAGUCCAGUUGAACUACUUGAAGACAAAUCUUUGUUUCCGAAUGUUAAGAUUAUAAGAGAUAAAUUUUAG
Messenger RNA from Didymodactylos carnosus, 2715 nucleotides. The record is from the annotation of a GenBank genome assembly. NCBI's taxonomy places the organism in Eukaryota, Metazoa, Rotifera, Eurotatoria, Philodinida, Philodinidae.